GAACCUUCGGAGGCAUGGAUGUGUCCAGGUGCAUCCCCUUUUACAGCUUCAUUAAACGAACACGUCUUCGUUCUCUUCUCCCUCAUCCCUCUUCUCCAUCUUCUGCGGCCAUUGUCCCCUCUCUUUCUGUUUAUACUCCUCAUUUACUGCUCCAAAUUCAUCCAUACUCCUUCCUUAAUUCAUCUUGGAAAAAGUACACGAUCAUUUGCUUUAUGGAAUCUCAAAUCACAUGUACCUUCCUCUUUGCUUCUCGCCAUUGUUGCUGUUGUCGUCAUCGUCUUUGUUAGGGGUUUUCGAUUUUUUCUCUUUAAAUACUUUUUCUUCUAUUAAGAAUUCUGAAAUCCAAGGAUAUGCCUCGUGCUUCUCGAUCCAACGUCUCGUUAGGGUUUUUGCCUCAUUCUUCCCACCAUAGCCAGCUUUCCGACGGCUCUAUAUCGUUUCAGAUAGAUUCGAGUUUCAAUAGCUCUUCGCGCCAUCUCGUUUCAUCUAUCCCGCUUCAGUUGAUGGAGGAACAGACCACGACAGAAAGCAACAGCGUCGAAUUGAACAAUCAACAACAGCAGAGAAACGUCGGGAGCGUUGAUUUAAACGGGGAGAGCAAAAUUGGGGGCGAAGAAGAAGAAGAAAAAGAUGUUGACAACUUUCAAAUUUUGGGGCAUCCCAUGUGUUUGAAAAGGCGAAGGGAUGAUAAUAGCAGCGGAGCUACCCCAGAGUCGUCUUCUUCAUCUACAUCAUCGAAACGUUGUCAAACCGACCAAAACGGGCAAGAGAGAAGUCUGGAAUCACGUCGACAAGCUGUUCGAGCUUGGGGGAACCAGUCCCUUCAGGCUGCUGAUCCUGAUAUCUUUGAUAUAUUGGAGAAAGAGAAGCAAAGACAGUAUAAGGGUAUCGAAUUGAUAGCCUCAGAGAACUUCGUUUGUAAAGCAGUUUUGGAAGCCUUAGGGAGUCACCUGACAAAUAAGUAUUCUGAAGGAAUGCCAGGCGCUAGAUACUAUAGUGGCAACCAAUACAUUGACGAGAUCGAAAUUCUUUGUUGCCAACGUGCCUUGACAGCAUUCGGGCUUGAAAGUGAGAAUUGGGGUGUAAAUGUUCAACCAUACUCUUGUACAUCUGCAAAUUUUGCAGUAUAUACUGGUUUGCUAUCCCCUGGUGAUCGGAUCAUGGGGUUAGAUACCCCUUCAGGAGGGCACACUAGUCAUGGCUACUAUACACCAAAUGGAAAGAAAGUAUCAGGGGCUUCAAUCUUCUUUGAAAGCCUUUCAUACAAAGUUAACCCACAAACAGGUAUUAUAGAUUUUGAAAAGCUUGAAGAAAGGGCACUUGAUUUUCGCCCAAAGAUACUUAUUUGUGGUGGGAGCUCAUAUCCUAGGGAUUGGGAGUAUGCCAAAUUUAGACAGAUUGCUGACAAAUCUGGAGCAGUCUUGAUGUGCGACAUGGCUCAAAUCAGUGGUCUCAUUGCUGCCAAGGAAUGUGCAAGCCCAUUUGAUUUCUGUGACAUUGUAACCUCGACUACUCAUAAAAGUCUUCGUGGGCCUAGGGGAGGGAUUAUUUUCUACAGGAAGGGUCUUAAGCCAGGGGUAAGAGGGAAGCUUUUGAAUCAAGGUGAUGGAAGCUACAAGUAUGACUUUGAAGAGAAGAUAAAUUUUGCUGUAUGUCCUGCUCUUCAAGGUGGGCCACAUAAUAAUCAUAUUGCUGCCCUUGCAAUUGCACUCAAACAAUUGGCUACUCCUGAUUACAAGGCAUAUAUGCAACAAGUGAAGAAAAAUGCUCAGGCUUUGGCAUCUGCUUUACUAAAAAGAAACUGUAAACUGGUUACAGGAGGAACUGAUAAUCAUUUGGUACUUUGGGAUCUUAGAAAUCUUGGAUUGACUGGUAAAAACUUUGAGAAAGUAUGUGAAAUGUGUCACAUUACUGUCAACAAAAUUGCCAUAUUUGAUGAUAAUGGGAGUCUGACCCCAGGAGGUGUGAGGAUUGGUACACCUGCUAUGACAACACGAGGUUGCUUGGAGUCUGAUUUUGAAACAAUGGCAGAGUUUUUGUAUAGAGCUGCUCAAAUCACAAGUGUUAUGCAGCAGAGGGAACAUGGAAAAAUGGGGAAGGCAUUCGUGAAUAAAGACAUAGUUGAGUUAAGGUCCCAAGUUGAAAACUUUGCAACUCAAUUUGCAAUGCCAGGGCAAGACAUGUAAAUAUACAUAUAUAAAUGCUGAUUAGGGUUGAGUUUGAAUUGUUUUAGAGACCAUAUGAUAUGGAUAAUGGGUAUGUGAGUGUAUUUUCACGAAAAAAAAAAAGAAUAGCGUUUUGAGGUU
Lactuca sativa (garden lettuce) is the source of this 2306-nucleotide messenger RNA. RefSeq names its product serine hydroxymethyltransferase 6. Gene Ontology annotation, cellular component: mitochondrion; cytoplasm. Gene Ontology annotation, molecular function: pyridoxal phosphate binding; glycine hydroxymethyltransferase activity. The record is from RefSeq and is a predicted model, not a curated record. NCBI's taxonomy places the organism in Eukaryota, Viridiplantae, Streptophyta, Magnoliopsida, Asterales, Asteraceae. Gene Ontology annotation, biological process: tetrahydrofolate interconversion.